Messenger RNA from Adineta ricciae, 723 nucleotides. The record is from the annotation of a GenBank genome assembly. Lineage: Eukaryota; Metazoa; Rotifera; Eurotatoria; Adinetida; Adinetidae.
AUGUUUGACGAAUUGAUUGCACUACUCGAUGAUACGAAUCGCUCAUUCAAAGGAUCUAUUCUCGUAACCAGCUUAGAUUUUGACUCUAAUUUUCUCUUAGAACAUUUUCUAAGUUAUGCGUUGAAAAAUUCGAUAAACUGUGCUUAUAUUAGUUUAUUAACGCCUUUUUCGCAUCUGAAGCACGUUCAAGGUAAAAUGGGCAAUGUAUUGAAAACAGCUGAUAUGUCAACUUCAUUACCUCUCAUGUUUAUUCCAUUAUUUUCAUCGAUAUCCGAGCAGUUUUUCAAUGAUAAACCAACACUUAGUAUUGACGAUUUGUGCGCAAUGAUCAAACAACAAGUUAUUGCAUCGCCGGAAAUAAUUAUUCUUGAAGAUUUACAAAUCUUGCGUCAUCUACUGAAAUAUUCUGAUGAACAAAUCUUAUUGAUGCAAAGAAAGCUACGAGAAAUGUUUCCGAUGGUACAAUUUAUUACACAAAUCUCACUGUCGGAUGAUGAAAAUAAUGAUGAGAACUUUUCGUCAUUUCUUCUGAAUAUGUCGAAGCGAAUACAUGAAAAGCAUUUGUUCGUUCGAAGUUUAACAACUGGCGCAACGAAAGACAUCAACGGACAGUUAACGUACUCAGGACCAUCUCAGUCUCGCAUGUGGACAGAUAUAAUCAUUCGUCAGUGUUUAUUUCGUCUAACUGAUCGAACAUUGAAUUUGAUCGCUAGUGCUGUCUAA